CCUCGAAACGCUCAGUUUGCAGAGUGCAGCCGGCGGCCACCCGUUCACAGCUUUAAAAGGAAGCUAACAUACUGUGAAACUACCAGUAAGAUGGAAACUGAAGUGACACCAGGGCCGAAAUCCAACGGUGUGACCAAUGGAGGUGCCCGAAUUGUCUUGGAUGACGAUGAUGAAGUUCUCAGUCCAACUGACCUGUCCGAGAUGUUAGCGGAAGGGACCAAGGAGUCCCAUGACAGAGCAGAGAACUGCCAGUUUGUGAAGGAUUUCCUCAGAGGGCGUAUCAAACGAGAGCUGUUCAAGAGGGGCACCAUGGCUCUGUACUAUGUCUACUCGGCCAUGGAGGAAGAAAUUGAGAAGAACAAAGACCACCCCCAGUUCGCUCCAAUCUAUUUCCCCACAGAGCUGCACCGGCGUGAGGCCCUGGCCCGGGACCUGGAGUACUUCUAUGGAGACGACUGGCAGGAGCAGAUCAGCCUCUCCCCAGGCACCAAGCCUUAUGUGGACCGCAUCCAUGAGGUGGGAGAGAAGGACCCAGUGCUGCUGGUGGCCCACUCCUAUACCCGCUACAUGGGUGAUCUCUCGGGGGGACAGAUCCUGAAGAAGGUGGCCCAGCGAGCACUCAAGCUCCCUGCGACAGGCGAGGGUCUGAACUUCUACCAAUUUGAGGGCAUCCACAGUCACAAAGGAUUCAAGCAGCUUUAUCGGAGCAGGAUGAAUGAGCUGGAACUGGACGCUGAGACGAAGGAGAAACUUGUGGCAGAGUCCAACUUGGCAUUUGGAUUCAACAUGAUGGUAUUCACAGAGCUUGAAGAGAUUGGAAAGACCAUUAAAGAGGAAGUCCAGGAUGCAGGCUUGGGACACAGUCAUGCUGAGAUCAUGCAGGGAGGGGACAUCAACAAGUGCCCCUACUAUGCAGCAAAAAUGGCUGCCGGUGGAAAUCCCACCUAUGCUUGCCAGUUAGCCAUGAUGCUGCUCAAACACCCCACCUGCCAGGUGGUGCUGGCCACUUGGGUGGCGGUCCUCGCUGGAUUUGCCGCCUGGUACCUCAUGUGAUCUCAAUCAGUAACGACUGAGCAAAGAUUGGAGGACACAGUGGAAGAUGGAUUGGAGUUUGUUUUUUGAGGAUGUGCAAUACCUCGGCAACCAAAUCUGUCAUCCCCACCAACCUCGCUCCUCUUCUGUAUGCGUCUGCUACAUAGCUGUAAAUCUUUGGUGGCAUAUAUUUUAAUUAUGGAAGGACUGUUUCAUUCAUGGUUUCACUUCUGUGUGAUGAGAGUGACCCAAAGUACGCCUGGUGUCUGUACACGCUGAAGCACAUGGAAAGAGGAAUUGGAGGAUUUGGGUCUGUGGUGCUUUUCAGGAAUGUUGUAUUUAAUGAUUGUGGAGAACUGUGCUACGGUUAUAAAGUAAUGUGCAAUUAUACCCAUGAUGGCUCAGGAUUUUAUCAACAAUAUGACAUUGAUGAUAAUACAUUUCACACACAUGUCGUUACUUAUCCUGGUAAUGAAUGAAUACCAAACCAGGUGAUCCUUAAUUGCCAUCAUCAGUCUCUGGAACAGAGAGAAAACUGAAUCAUAGCAAAGCCAGAUUUCACAUUCAUCAUCUUCUCAGUUGAUGCAGGAACAUACUGAGCUUAAAGAUCAAAUAUGGCAGAAAUUAUGGCCUUCUCUAGGUCAUGUGAUACAGGGUUACUCUGAUAAUUCACAGGGGCUGUCACUGAAUUGUAUCAAAUGCAUAACCUCUUAACCCUAAUGUCUUUUUAACCAGAGCUUUGUGUAGCCUUCAUUGUCAGUUGAAUUGUAGUUGAACCAUAAAAUAAUUAUGCCUCCACUCUUUAUAUUUCAAUAUAGCACCAACGUGCUAUAUUGAAGUUUCAGCCAAAUACCGCUGGCAGCAUCAAGCACCCAGAUUCACAGUGAAGAACGUCCUCAAAGUCAUUAUGGCCUUGAUACAACAGUUACCAAUACACAAGUGCUGACUGAAAGUAAUAUUACAGAUAAUAGCAAUAGUAUAAAGUACAUUCUUGAAUGUAAUGCCAAGAGAAAGCAACUCACAACACAAUAGCUCAAAGUAUGAUAGACCCUUCAUGAUUACACCACAAAGUUCCCAAGGUUGAUGAUCUGAUUUUGUGGCACAAAUUUACAUAUUCAUUUUUUACAAUUUUCUUUAGGCCUGAAAGCAAAAAGUUAGAGCAUUCAAAUGAAACUGGAGAUAAAGCUACAAAUAACUGUGCAUUUAAAUUCUGUGGAGCAUACGGUGUUUUUUUUUUUUUUUUUUUUUUUUUUUUGCUGAGACAGUUGAUUUGAUGAUGGCCACGUCAUGUUCUGUAUGCCUUACUCAGCAGUGAUAUGCAUAUAAACAUUGUAACGUGUCACAAUAUUUCAUUAAUAUUCUACAAAGUUUUGGCUGGUACAAUUGUAACUCUUCUGUCAGCUGAGCGUUUUCAGCACACCAAUCAAAUACAUGCUGAUUGUGUUGUGUUGCAGUGCUGCCUAAUAAUUCAUCAGUGUGUCGAGUCUGAUACUUUUUCUUUGUGUUUGGUGAUUGAAGUUACUCUGAUAAUAAA
Myripristis murdjan (pinecone soldierfish) is the source of this 2566-nucleotide messenger RNA. RefSeq names its product heme oxygenase 2a (gene hmox2a). The transcript has 7 exons. Gene Ontology annotation, molecular function: heme binding; heme oxygenase (decyclizing) activity. Gene Ontology annotation, biological process: heme catabolic process; heme oxidation; response to oxidative stress. The record is from RefSeq and is a predicted model, not a curated record. The coding region runs from base 91 to 1053 and encodes 320 amino acids. NCBI's taxonomy places the organism in Eukaryota, Metazoa, Chordata, Actinopteri, Holocentriformes, Holocentridae.